Elephantulus edwardii (Cape elephant shrew) is the source of this 1659-nucleotide messenger RNA. RefSeq names its product UDP-N-acetyl-alpha-D-galactosamine:polypeptide N-acetylgalactosaminyltransferase 18 (gene GALNT18). Lineage: Eukaryota; Metazoa; Chordata; Mammalia; Macroscelidea; Macroscelididae. The transcript is spliced from 10 exons. Gene Ontology annotation, cellular component: Golgi apparatus. Bases 1 to 1659 code for a protein of 552 amino acids. The record is from RefSeq and is a predicted model, not a curated record.
AUGGUUUGCACCAGGAAGACCAAAACUUUAGUGUCCACUUGCGUGAUCUUGAGCGGCAUGACCAACAUUAUCUGCCUGCUCUAUGUGGGUUGGGUCACCAACUACAUCGCCAGUGUGUACGUGAGGGGGCAGGAGCCGGCGCCUGAAAAGAAGCUGGAGGAAGACAAAGGGGACACCCUGAAGAUCAUUGAGCGACUGGACCACCUGGAGAAUGUUAUCAAGCAGCACAUCCAAGAGGCUCCUGCGAAGCCUGAGGAAGUAGAGACUGAACCCUUCACAGACUCCUCAUUGUUUGCACACUGGGGCCAGGAGCUCAGCCCUGAAGGCCGGCGCGUGGCUCUGAAGCAGUUCCAGUACUAUGGCUACAACGCCUACCUCAGUGACCGCCUGCCCCUUGAUCGGCCUCUGCCAGACCUCAGACCCAGUGGGUGCCGCAACCUCUCGUUCCCUGACAGUCUGCCGGAGGUGAGCAUCGUGUUCAUCUUCGUCAAUGAAGCUCUCUCCGUGCUGCUGCGCUCCAUCCACUCAGCCAUCGAGCGCACACCUUCACACCUGCUCAAGGAGAUCAUCCUGGUGGAUGACAACAGCAGCAAUGAGGAGCUGAAGGAAAAGCUGACAGAAUAUGUGGACAAGAUGAAUGGCCAGAAGCCCGGUUUCAUCAAGGUUGUGCGACACAGCAAGCAGGAAGGCCUCAUCCGCUCCAGGGUCAGCGGCUGGAGGGUGGCAACGGCACCUGUCGUGGCGCUCUUUGACGCCCAUGUGGAGUUCAAUGUGGGUUGGGCUGAACCUGUCCUCACCCGUAUAAAGGAGAACAGGAAACGAAUCAUCUCUCCAUCCUUUGAUAACAUCAAAUUUGACAACUUUGAGAUAGAAGAGUACCCACUGGCUGCCCAGGGCUUUGACUGGGAGCUUUGGUGCCGCUACCUAAACCCCCCAAAGGCCUGGUGGAAGCUGGAAAACUCCACUGCCCCGAUCAGGAGCCCUGCCCUCAUUGGCUGCUUCAUUGUGGACCGGCAGUACUUCCAGGAGAUUGGCUUAUUGGAUGAAGGCAUGGAGGUCUACGGAGGAGAGAAUGUCGAACUCGGGAUCAGGGUGUGGCAAUGUGGUGGGAGCGUGGAGGUCCUUCCCUGCUCAAGGAUCGCCCACAUCGAGCGAGCGCAUAAGCCUUACACUGAGGACCUCACCGCCCAUGUCCGCAGGAAUGCUCUCAGAGUGGCUGAAGUCUGGAUGGAUGAAUUUAAAAGUCAUGUCUACAUGGCGUGGAACAUACCCCAAGAGGACUCAGGGAUUGACAUUGGGGACAUCACCGCUAGGAAGGCCCUGAGGAAGCAGCUGCAGUGCAAGACCUUCCGGUGGUACCUGGUCAGCGUGUACCCUGAGAUGAGGAUGUACUCAGACAUCAUUGCCUAUGGGGUGCUGCAGAAUUCUCUGAAGACUGAUUUGUGUCUUGAUCAGGGACCAGACACUGAGAAUGUUCCCAUCAUGUACAUCUGCCACGGAAUGACGCCACAGGGAGGCCCCAUCCAGAACCGCAAGUCCAAGCGCUGCCUGGAGCUGCAGGAGAACAGCGAUAUGGAGUUUGGCUUCCAGCUGGUGCUACAGAAGUGUUCGGGCCAGCACUGGAGCAUCACCAAUGUCCUGAGGAGCCUGGCGUCCUGA